Messenger RNA from Nannospalax galili (Upper Galilee mountains blind mole rat), 5098 nucleotides. Its product is annotated as protein transport protein Sec16B. Lineage: Eukaryota; Metazoa; Chordata; Mammalia; Rodentia; Spalacidae. The transcript is spliced from 27 exons. The coding region runs from base 903 to 4079 and encodes 1058 amino acids. Gene Ontology annotation, biological process: Golgi organization; COPII vesicle coat assembly; autophagy. The record is from RefSeq and is a predicted model, not a curated record. Gene Ontology annotation, cellular component: endoplasmic reticulum exit site; ER to Golgi transport vesicle membrane.
AUUACUUUCUUGUUAUAAUAGAAAGCUUUUCAGCGCCUUCAGUUCAAUCUUGGGACUUGAAAUCUUCCUUCAGUGAGAUAACAGAAUCGAUUAUACGACAAGAAUCCAGUGAGGGGAAGCAUGAACGAGCAAAACUCACACCAGGCAAUCCAGUGUUUAUUAUUAUUUUAUUGUAUUAUUUAUUGACUGCCUCAGUCAGUGCAAUCAGCUCAAACCUUUCGAAGAGAAAAGACUGUGCCUGCUUUUAGCGUGCCCUUGUUUGUACAGCCGUUUAUUUAUUACAUUCUCUUGUUGUGGUGACCCUCAGCAGUCAAGUAUCAUAGGAAGAGAAACGGACUUAAGUUGAGUGACAGAGUUAGCCAGUGACAGAGCCAGGAGUCCACACCCCAAAGGCAGUGCUCUGCCCUGCAGACCAGGCUGCCUCAGGGCAUUCUGGGCUUCCUCUCCUUGGUGUCCCUCUUCCGUGUUUGCACUUGUAUUCUCAUAGGAUUGGAGCUUGCUCAGUCCAGGACCAAGCUAACAGAAACACCAGUCCUUGACCAGGUUCUGAGUAAAUACGCCAAGUCAGGUCUGCUCCCGCCUACCGUAGCUGCACUGUACUUUGCCCUAAUGAAUCAGCUCCAUGGAGGCCCAGCAGUUGUAAAGGUAACUAACUGGCUAUAGAUUUGAGAGCCAGGUGAGUCUUGGUAGAUGUGGCACCUGGACUUUGUCAGGUUCUAAGAGGACGUACUCUGGGGCAGGUCCCUGGAGCCACACUAAAAGAAGGUGGAGAGCCAUCAGAACAGUAGUGUGCAUAGCACAUUCCAGCACUAUGAAAGCUAGCCAGCAGGGAUGAAGCUUCCAGGAAAAUAAGGUAGCAACAUAACGACUUCAAGACUCAAGAGAAAUUCAAAGGGUCAGAGAUGGAACCUUGGGUUCCCCAGUGGUCAUCUCACUCACAAGGGAGGCCCAUGGCACCAUCAAAGGACCCAGACAGAGGGCUUCGGAGUGGACAUUAUCGGCCCCUUUCUUACCAUCGACACAGUGGAGAUAAGUUCCAUCAACGGCAAGAUGUCCGUAGGAGCUCACAGCCACAGCAGGACUCCAGGCCUGACCAGCAGCAGCCCUAUUAUGCACCAAGGCCUGGGGCUGACUACUACGAAGGGGUUUAUCCCAGUCAGUUGUACUCAAGGCCAGGCUAUGAGGAUCCUUAUCAGAGGUACCACUCUCCAACACUGAGGGAAGACUACACUUAUGGAAAUUACUACUACCAUGGGCACCCACAGCUCCUGCGAGAAGAAAGAGAGGGUGCAGUUCCAAGGCAAGGGAGUCCUUAUAUCUGGCAUGAAGAUUAUGGAGAUCAAAAGUACUUCAGUGAUCAUGAGCGUGAAAACAAGAAUAGUCUGUUCAGAACAAAUAAUGAGACCCAGUUCCAAUCUACCAGUAAGAAUCCAUAUAAAGACAGUCCUGCUUCCAGCUCUGGACAGGAGCAGCCUGGGGAGAUUUUUCCAGAGAGUGGGGUCCAGAAGAAAAAGCCAUCACUGACCAGCAAGUCCAACCUUCUCCAUCAACAUGAGUCUGGCCUCAGCUCCAGCAGCUAUGAGCUCAGUCAAUACAUGACAGAUGACUCCGACCAGUAUGAUCCCAUGGUAUCGGCAGUUUGGAAACCUAUUCAGGCUGGUGAUGCCUCAGUAACUGGUCCCAAGGCACCCAUGAAGUUCUAUGUCCCUCACACGUCUGUAAGUUUUGGGCCGGGAGGCCAGCUAGUAUGCGUGUCCCCCAACUCUCCCACGGAUGGACAAACGGCCCUUGUUGAAAUGCACAGCCUGGAGGUUAUACUUAGUGAUUCUGAAGAUCAAGAGGAACUGAGAGGUUUUCCAGGACCUCUGAUCAGGGAGGAUAUACACAAGGUGGAUAUCAUGACGUUUUGCCAGCUGAAAGCAGCUCAGAGCUUCAAAUCUGAGACCCCAGGGAGCAGGGACUCAGCCCUAUUGUGGCAGCUUCUGGUUCUCCUUUGUCGUCAGAAUGGGUCCAUGGUGGGAUCUGACAUCGCUGAGCUGCUGAUGCAGGACUGCAAGAAGCUGGAGAAGUACAAGAGGCAGCCCCGCGUGGCCAACCUCAUCAACCUGACCGAUGAGGACUGGUCCAUGUCAAGCUCAGGGACCCGAAACCUGCUCACUGGGGAGAUCCCCCCUACUGUGGAGAUGCCAGCACAGAUCAUGGAGAAAUUCACUAAGCUGCUCUACUAUGGAAGGAAGAAGGAGGCUUUGGAGUGGGCUAUGAAGAACCACUUGUGGGGUCAUGCUUUGUUCCUAGCCAGCAAGAUGGACCCAAGGACCUACAACUGGGUCAUGAGUGGCUUCACCAAUACACUGGCACUCAACGACCCCCUACAGACCCUUUUCCAGCUCAUGUCAGGAAGGAUUCCACAAGCAGCCACGUGUUGUGGAGACAAGCAAUGGGGAGACUGGAGGCCCCACUUGGCUGUGAUUCUGUCAAAUCAGGCUGGAGACGCAGACCUGUAUCAGCGUGCAAUUGUCAGCAUGGGGGACACCCUGGCUGGGAAAGGGCUCAUAGAGGCAGCUCACUUCUGCUAUCUCAUGGCUCAUGUGUCCUUUGGCCACUACACCGUGAAGACAGACCAUCUAGCCUUGCUGGGCAGUAGCCACAGUCAAGAGUUUUUGAAAUUUGCAACAACUGAGGCUAUUCAGAGGACGGAAAUCUUCGAAUACUGCCAGAUGCUGGGCCGCCCUAAGUCCUUUAUCAUUUCUUUCCAGGUGUAUAAGCUCCUUUAUGCUGCCCGUCUGGCAGAUUACGGCCUGGCACCCCAGGCCUUGCAUUACUGUGAAGCCAUUGCUGCAGCUGUCCUUAGCCAGGGAGAGAGCAGUCACCCUGUGCUAUUAAUGGAGCUCAUCAAGCUUGCAGAGAAACUGAAGCUGUCAGAUCCUCUGGUUUUAGAAAGACGCCGAGGGGACAAGGACCUGGAACCGGAUUGGCUCAUGCAACUGCGGAGACUGCACAAGGAGCUGGAGAAAAAGAGAGCAGGCGAUCUUGGGGAUCCUGAUUCUGCUUGCUCUGCUAUUUCUGGAGCCAGAGGAACAACAGACACUUUCUAUCAGGAACUUUCCGGAUAUCAAGGCUACUCAGAAGACCCUGGGUACCAUGCAGCCCUGUGGCCAACACCUGCGCCUACAGGCCUGAGCCAGCCCAGCCCACAUCAGCCUUUUCCUCUGCAGCAGGGACCCUACUCAGAGGGAGGAGGUGCAGGGCAUAUGGGGGUCCCAGUGCCCCUUUACUCAGUUCCUGCCACCCACCUGCCACUGACCAGUGGUGGCAGCAACAGCAGCAGCAACAGUGGUGUGACAGUGACAGGGGCUCCUGGAGAAAGGGAUAUGCCGCAGAUACAUCCUGCCCUUGGAGAGGGCACAACAUCUCAAGAAGAUCCCCAGUAUCCUGAUGGUCUAGAAGUCAUUUCCAAGCCUCAGGCACCGCUGCCUCCUACAGCUCAAACGUUUUCUGAAAGUCCCCAGGUUUCAGUCAAGGAGGAUGAGGAGGAGUCCUCUGAUGAAGCAGACAAAAAAUCUUACCAAGAUGCCUCACAGAGAGAAAAGCCAGGAGAUGAGAAAGAGACUGCAAAGAGCUCUGGAUUUGGCUGGUUCAGCUGGUUUCGGUCCAAGCCCGCCAACAGUGUGUCCCCCUCAGGAGAUGAAGACUCCUCAGACAGUUCUGACUCAGAGCAGGAGUCCCCCAGAGCAUCAUCUCCUCACCAUGCUGGCCUGGGCCUCUCAUCAACACCUCCUCUUGAGUCCCUAACUCUAUCUGGUGCCAGCGCCUUCUCCAGGGGCACAGGUGGCGGUGAUCUCCGAGGAGCCCCAAACAGUGGUGGAAUAGCUGAAGGCACUGGGGUCAGAGGGUUCUCAGGGCCAGAAGGUGUGUCUUCUGAGUUGUACCCCAAGCCUGGUGUUCUGCCUCCCCCACCCACCUUGCAAGGGGCUGUUCCUCUGUACAAUCCAUCUCAGGUCCCUCAGCUUUCUCCAGCUACUAGCCUGAAUCGGGGAAGCCGCCUGGCUCAGCGCCGUUACCCAACCCAGCCCUGCUGAGAAUGACCACCUGUCCCAGGCUUGUCUUCCAGGAUCACAACGUUUUGUUACUUUCUGUUGCUCAGUUUUCACUCACCUCACCAUUUUCAGGCCAUUGAGGGUUGUGCUAACCUGCUGCACAUGGGGCACUGGAAGGCAAUGGGCAGGCUUUCCCAAGAUACAGCAUGGUUCGGUCUUCAGCUUAUCUUUAGGAUGAUGGAAAUUGUCUCAUCAGAUGGAAGAUCAGGGUAUAAUGGUUACAGUAGAAUGUCAUGGUGGCAACACUUGAGGUGGAAGCCUGAGAAACUUGGGAAAGCAGUGGCCCUGAAAAUCCCAUGGCUACAAUCAAAGAUGCCACCACAGGGUUCUGCAGUCAGGCGCCCAGAGCAACAUCGCAGACUCUUUGGACUCCUUCCUUGGACUGGCUUAGAGACCAAUACGCGGCUCUCCUUGGCAAGGUUUCGUACUGCAAUUUGAUUAUUGCUACCUCUCAGUGAUUUCCCUCUUCAAUGACAUUUCAGCAAUUUUCCUCCUGGUCCUGGUUUUGUACACAUUUUCCGUGUGGUUCAGAUUAAUUAUAUUUCUUAGCUGGUCCUAUUUUUUCACAUUCUGGCAUCUGGCUAUCAAGUUAGAUAGCUGUAAGCAUCAUAUUGUCAUGGUAACUACUGAACCUAAUGAUGCAGAUGGAUGGAACAUCAGUAUAAUAAAUGACAGAAAACGUUUCUUAAAACUUCAUCCUUUCCAGAAGAGGGGAGGAAUGAAUACCUGAUAUUGUUAAUACCUGCCUUUCUACCUCAGGCCUCUGCAAAUUGGUGUUCCAAGGGUCACCAGGGCCCCAACGGAGGAGGGAGAUAUCUUGGAAAUUUCCAUUUCUCCUUUCAAACCCAAAAUAGGAAUGAUUCUUGCUGUUUGUUAGAUUUGCUGAAAAUUACUCCUCACAAAGAACAUUUUUGUAUGUGUAAUUGUACAUAAAGGUUUUGUACUUUAAUGUACUACGGUUCUGCUGUUGAUAGCGAUUAAAUCCAGAUAAUUUUAUAGCA